Messenger RNA from Helianthus annuus (common sunflower), 2182 nucleotides. Its product is annotated as protein NRT1/ PTR FAMILY 4.4. Bases 47 to 1843 code for a protein of 598 amino acids. The record is from RefSeq and is a predicted model, not a curated record. Gene Ontology annotation, cellular component: membrane. Gene Ontology annotation, molecular function: transmembrane transporter activity. Gene Ontology annotation, biological process: transmembrane transport. The transcript is spliced from 5 exons. NCBI's taxonomy places the organism in Eukaryota, Viridiplantae, Streptophyta, Magnoliopsida, Asterales, Asteraceae.
CUCCCUUAAACUCUUAAACUAUUUCCUUUCUUCUAAACUAGAAAAUAUGAGUUCAAAUAAGGUGAAUAAUUACAACGAUGAACCAUGUGUCGAUGACUAUGUCGAUUGGAGAGACCGACCAUCCAAGCCAAGCAAACAUGGUGGCAUGCGUGCUGCGCUUGCCAUCCUCGGUCUUCAAGCAUUUGAAAUGAUGGCUAUUGCUGCAGUUGGAAACAAUCUCAUAACAUAUGUUUUCAAUGAGAUGCAUUUCCCUUUAUCUAAGUCCGCUAACGUCGUCACCAACUUUGUGGGCACUGUCUUUCUUCUUUCGCUACUCGGUGGCUUCCUUUCUGACUCCUACCUUGGCAGCUAUCGUACCAUGUUGCUUUUCGGCUUUAUUGAGCUCUCUGGUUUUAUACUACUAUCUAUACAAGCCCAUCUGCCUCAAAUGAGACCACCGAAAUGCGAUAUGGUGUUGAGCUUUAGCGAAUGCGAAGAAGCACAUGGGCUAAAGAAGUUCAUAUUCUUCACAGCGGUCUAUCUGGUGGCUCUAGGAAGUGGCUGUUUAAAACCGAACAUAAUCUCUCUUGCAGCUGACCAGUUCAGGAAAAAAGAGUCCAAGAAGCUAUCAACUUACUUCAACUGCGCUUAUUUUGCAUUCUGCAUCGGUGAACUCAUAGCACUAACGGUUCUGGUAUGGGUGCAAACACAUUCAGGGAUGGAUAUCGGGUUUGGUGUUUCGGCUGCGGCCAUGGCUGUUGGAUUAAUAUGCUUACUAUGUGGAACUCCACUCUACAGAAACAAACCUACUUCUGGAAGUAUAUUCACUCCAAUUGCUCAAGUUUUCGUUGCUGCAAUCACGAAGAGAAAGCAAGUCUGCCCUUCCAGCUUAGAGAUGCUUCAUGGAAGCCAAAGUACCAUCGUCUUACACCAUAAUGUCUCCACUCAGUCACCUGGUGGUAGCAGCCUCCUUCAUACCGAUAAGUUCAGGUUCUUGGAUAAAGCAUGCAUUAAGAUUCAAGAUGAUACUCGUAGCAAUGAAAGCCCAUGGAGGUUAUGCACGGUGUCACAAGUUGAGCAAGUGAAGAUACUCCUUUCAGUGGUUCCUAUUUUCGCCUGCACCAUCAUCUUUAACACCAUUUUAGCACAACUCCAAACAUUUUCGGUUCAACAAGGCAGUGCUAUGAACACUAAACUCACCUCAAACUUCCAAAUCCCACCGGCUUCCCUCCAAUCCAUUCCUUAUGUUAUGCUAGUAUUCCUAGUCCCUCUAUACGAGACCGCUUUUGUCCCCAUGUCCCGCAAAAUCACUGGCCGUGAAUCAGGGAUCUCUCCUCUACAACGAGUUGGCGUUGGUCUCUUCAUUGCAACAUUCUCCAUGGUUUCAGCCGCGAUAGUUGAGAACAAACGAAGAACAAUGGCUUUAAGAGAUCCAAAAGACACUAUAUCAAUUUUUUGGAUUGCACCACAGUUUCUUGUGUUUGGGGUUUCGGAGAUGUUCACCGCGGUAGGGUUAAUUGAAUUCUUCUAUAAACAAUCGGUAGAAGGCAUGCAAUCGUUCUUGACCGCAAUGACAUAUUGCUCAUAUUCAUUCGGGUUCUAUUUAAGUUCUCUUUUGGUGUCCCUAGUGAACAAGGUCACCUCUAGAUCCGGCCAUGGCGGAUGGCUUAGCGACAACAACCUCAACAACGACCGACUAGACCUUUUCUAUUGGUUAUUAGCCGGUCUAAGUUUCAUAAACUUUUUCAACUACCUUUUCUGGUCAAGGUGGUAUUGCUACAACCCGUCAUUGGUGGGCCGCCACGCCAGCCCUAGCGAUGUUAAGGAUUCAAAAGUCUCAAUGAACGAUAUCGAAACAGGCUAACAACAUCACCAUGGCUUGAAAAUAACAAGUUUUUAUUAAGUCUAUGCAUUAUGUAUACUACUAGUGAAAGAGAAAAAAAAAAGUUUAGCUAGUGAUUAUUGUGAUAAGUAACCAAUUGAGCACCAAGUGCACCAUUUAGGGGGUUUGACUUUAUUAGUGUUGGAUUGUAUGUCUAUGUUUGACUUUGAAUAUGUAAGGGUCACUGUGAAAGCUUUAGCUUACCAUCAAUAAUGUUAGGUAUAAACCCAUCAACUAUAUGCUUUAGUGAUAUUGUCUCCUAAUUUGCUUUCAUUACCUUUGUACAUGUUAUAAUAUAUUUUUAAUUUUGGGUGGAACCAA